Messenger RNA from Chanos chanos (milkfish), 2636 nucleotides. Its product is annotated as LIM zinc-binding domain-containing Nebulette-like. The coding region runs from base 145 to 975 and encodes 276 amino acids. The transcript has 7 exons. Gene Ontology annotation, molecular function: actin filament binding. Lineage: Eukaryota; Metazoa; Chordata; Actinopteri; Gonorynchiformes; Chanidae. Gene Ontology annotation, cellular component: focal adhesion. The record is from RefSeq and is a predicted model, not a curated record.
UCGUGGUUUGUUAGAGACUGGUUUACUUUUCCCCACAUUAACUUGCUCUUACAGACACUCGGGAUGUGAGAAGACCAAUCUGUGCAUACAUUUCUAUAGCUCUGAACUUCAUUAAAACAGGAAUUUUAAGUAUUGUUGAAAAAAAUGAAUCCCUCCUGCGCGCGCUGUGGGAAAAUUGUCUACCCGACGGAAAAAGUCAACUGUCUUGACAAGAAUUGGCAUAAAGGAUGUUUUCACUGCGAGGUAUGCAAAAUGACACUCAACAUGAAAAACUACAAAGGCUACGACAAGAAACCCUACUGCAAUGCACACUACCCGAAGACAUCCUUCACCAUUGUGGCGGACACGCCCGAGAACCUACGGCUGAAACAACAGAGUGAGCUCCAGAGCCAGGUUAAAUACAAGAAAGACUUUGAGGAGAGUAAAGGCAGGGGCUUCAGCAUCGUCUCAGACACACCUGAGCUGCAGAGACUGCGCAGAACUCAGGAACAAAUCAGUAAUGCAAAGUACCACGAGGACUUUGAACGGACACGGGGUCGAGGCCACGCACCGUCACAGGAGGAACUCCACCCAGGGUCAGACCGAAUGUACCGCAACAACCAGCAGAUGAAGGAGGCAGCGUAUAAGGGUGUCCAGCCACAGGUGGUGGAGAUGGACCGCAGACCUGGAGUCAUGGCAGCCUCUGUGUUUUCAGGAGCAUACCAUCCCAGUGCUCAGCAGCAAGGCUAUGGCUACAUGCACCAGACCAGUAUGCCUGCUUUGAGAACUGUUCAGUCCCCCCCACACUCAGCAACCAUGAGAGUGUACCGUGCCCUGUACGACUACGCUGCUCAGGACCACGACGAAGUGUCCUUCCGCGACGGUGAUGUCAUUAUCAACGCUCAGCCAAUAGAUGAGGGAUGGAUGUAUGGCACCGUGCAGCGGACGGGCAAAUCGGGAAUGCUGCCAGCCAACUAUGUGGAGUGUUUGAACUGAAAAAGUUUCAUUUAACCAAGUUUAGCGUUAGCGAGCUAGCGGCGACAGAGCUAGCUAAUACAGAAACUGACUGGAAUAAUAUGCUGUCCUUCUUUCUUUUUUCCCUGUCUAUUUUUAUUAAGCCAGCUGACUCGUUAACAGUAAAACAAACAAGCUGUAACUUGCAUCACAGCUUGUCGCUUAUUGUGAAACGUUCAUUCCGUUGAUGUACUUCACAUUGUAUUGUGACAUAUCGUUUGUCGGGGGUCAUACAAUAUUCGUCAAAUUAUUUUUUUUUAUCGUUGUUAUUUUAUUCCAUUGUUACAACAUACAUCCCAUUAUGAUGUAUGAUGUUGGGCAAUGUGACACACCCCUCUUGACAUUUUAAUGGCACAGCACAAUAUGAAGUACACAAUACAGUGUCAUGAAAGGACCCUCUAAUACUAACUGACAUCAACACUCAGCUUUGAUCUUGGUGUCUCCAGCCUCGUCUUUGAUCCCGUAGUGAAAGCACAGACUCGAGCUCUGGAGGGCAAGGCACCCAUUCACCCAUCUCCCGGUUCAUUCAUCUACAAGUAUUCACACUAGAUGAAAUGUCCUGUAUUCCAGUGGUAACCACUUUACACUUGAAAGACUAACCUUAGAGGCACUCCCUUCUGGUAAUGUGUAUAGUAACACUGGCUCAUCUGUGAUGCAGGCAAAGGAGGGGUUCAUCUCUCUUUGUGUCAGUCCACGCCGGUAGAAAUGGCUGAGAGGCCACACUAAAUCACCAUCUUCAGACUAUUAUUGAAACACUUGUCUAACACCAUAAGUGUAAACUGGAAUUCUUCAAAUGUUGUACUUUUGUUUGGACUUAAUCACUAGCAGUUUGUUUUUAGAUGAUUUAUAUUUAAGCACUGGUCAAAGUGGUUAACUUGUGAAAAAUCGAUGCUGUUCAAUGUCCUGUCCUCCAGGUUUAGAGUACUAUGUGUGGGAACUUUUAUUAUUCUUCUCUUUCCUUUUGUUUCAUGUUACCUUUUGCAUUUAGAAAUAAACACUGAUAAUUUUUUAUUUACUAAAAUUUAUGGAGAGAGGAACCAACUUUUCAGAGCAAGCUUUGUCAAAUGACAGAGACAGAGCAUUUGGCUUUUGCUGACUUAGUAACACAUUGCUUCUCAUUCUCUUUUUCUUUCCAUAAGACACAAUGCAUACACAGAAACAGUUUACCUCAGGUGACGGUGCGAGAGUUCACAGUGAGGUCACGAUGCUACACAGUGUACCCUGAAUGAGUCUCACCAGCUUCAGCCCAAGGUCUUAAAACUAACCUGUCGCAUGUGGAAGCACAUCUUUACACGUUAUGCCUCUUAAUAUUUUACACCGAGGCAUGGAAAACAGCUCCAGUUAAAAACAGUUAUGGCAAGUAUCACAGUGAAUUACGUAGCAUUAGUUCAAGCUUAGUGUCUACCCAGUGAGUUAUUUAUGCAUUACUGCAAAGAACCAGCUCUCCAAGCAUAAGUGCAUACUGUAGAUAUGAUGGAUGGCAUCUGGCUGUGACUGUCCUUUGUGUCCUAUAUCCCUUCACUCGUCCUUCAGUGGAGCUCUCUAGUCGAUCCCCAGAGGAGAUCCUAUACAAUCUACUGUAAUGACUAGUCUUCUUCUCCAGAGAGAUCUAGUUUUGUCCAUCAACCUUUUUGACUGGUCUU